This is a messenger RNA of Sebastes umbrosus (honeycomb rockfish), 3036 nucleotides long. Its product is annotated as core histone macro-H2A.1. Gene Ontology annotation, cellular component: nucleosome. NCBI's taxonomy places the organism in Eukaryota, Metazoa, Chordata, Actinopteri, Perciformes, Sebastidae. The coding region runs from base 282 to 1499 and encodes 405 amino acids. The transcript is spliced from 9 exons. The record is from RefSeq and is a predicted model, not a curated record. Gene Ontology annotation, molecular function: structural constituent of chromatin; DNA binding; protein heterodimerization activity.
GUGUAAGCUACUGCUGAAUGCUGGCUGACACUGAUGAACACCUUUGCAACACGGUCAUUUUAAACAAUUAUUGCCAUGUAAAAUAAAGGCAAUUUAAGUUUGUACAAACCCUAUGGUGUGCCUUGGAUUAAUUGUAAAGGAGACUUUGCAUUUUGUAAAUUUUUGAGAUCAUAUUCCACCUAUCCAAUGAGCCCUUCACAAGAAUGAAUAAGCUCCUGAAGGAUCCAAAGAGCACCUGUAUGUGAUUACCACAAAGACCCACCAGCACCAGCAACUAUUGGAUGUAUUUUCAUCAAAUUUGGUGGCCUACAGACAUUCAUGACCCCCAUCUGGAUAAACUGACUUUGGCACCAUCAUCAGAGCCCAACACCGGUAGCGGUCUCAGCACCAUGUCCAGCCGAGGAGCAAAGAAGAAGUCGACCAAGACGUCCCGGUCCACCAAGGCCGGGGUGAUCUUCCCCGUAGGUCGCAUGCUGCGCUACAUCAAGAGGGGCCUGCCCAAAUACCGCAUCGGGGUGGGAGCGCCCGUCUACCUGGCUGCUGUCCUCGAGUAUCUUACUGCUGAGAUCUUGGAGUUGGCAGGUAAUGCAGCCAGAGACAACAAGAAGGGUCGCGUCACACCACGACACAUCCUGCUGGCCAUCGCCAACGAUGAGGAGUUGAACCAGUUGCUAAAAGGUGUGACCAUCGCAGCAGGUGGAGUCUUGCCCAACAUCCAUCCAGAGCUGUUAGCUAAGAAGAGAGGAAUAAGGGGAAAACUGGAGACACCCGUCUCACCCGCCCCCGAGAAGAAACCCAAGCCGGUCAAGAAAACGACGGGCAAGAAAAUGCGUGGUAAAAAGGGCGGCGCAAAGGCUAAGAAGCAGAGUGAGGUGAGCAAGGCGGCGUCGGCAGACAGCACCACAGAGGGAUCUCCAGUUGACAGCUUCACCGUGCUCUCCACCAAGAGCCUCUUCCUGGGUCAAAAGCUCAACCUUAUCCACAGCGAGGUCAGUAACUUGGCUGGCUUUGACGUGGAGGGGGUCAUCAACCCCACCAAUGCUGAACUUGAACUUAAAGAUGAUCUAGGCUCUGCUCUGGAAAAGAAGGGAGGGAAGGAGUUCUUGGAAGCGGUGUCGGAGCUGAAGAAGAAAAACGGCCCUCUGGAGGUGGCUGGCGCUGUGUUGACCGCCGGCUUCGGUCUGCCUGCUAAGUACGUCAUCCACUGUAACAGUCCAGGCUGGGGCUCCGACAAGUGUGAGGAGAUGCUGGACAAGACGGUGAAGAACUGCCUGGCUCUGGCGGACGAGAAGAAACUCAAGUCUGUGGCUUUCCCCUCCAUUGGUAGCGGGAGGAAUGGUUUCCCGAAGCAGACGGCGGCCCAGCUGAUCCUUAAGGCCAUCUCCACCUACUUUGUGGCCACCAUGUCUUCCACCAUCAAGACCGUCUACUUUGUGCUGUUUGACAGCGAGAGCAUCGGGAUCUACGUGCAGGAAAUGGCCAAACUGGAGACGAGCUAAAGGAGUAUCCUUGUCCCUUUUUACCCCCGCCCUGUUAUUUUUCCUUCAAGGAAAUAGGAAGGUGUUUACUAGUGAUUUGUUUUAUUAUCAAGAGAAGAAGAAAAAGAAGAAUAUUUCUAAAGGCCGGGAACUUGUUUUUGCAUUAUGUUUGUAUUUUUCCUAUAUUGUUUUUAAUUUCUUAUUUACUUGUCACUUCUGGCGUUUAAAUGUAAAAGUGCACUGUUCAUUCUGCGGUCUUUUAAUACAAACAGUGCCCUACAAAACAGAUUCAACAAGUGAGAAGACUCACUUUAAGAUUUACUUUUCAUGGUACAUACGGUAAAAGAUAUUAUGAGCGAUAGCUACACCUCAAGUACCAGGCUUCCAGAGAGGUCUGAUGAAUACGGGUUAAUGCAUGUAAUGGCAGUUAAGAUACUAAAAACAGCUAUUCUCUUUCUUUUCAACUCAAAAACACAACACUUAAUUGAGUGUUUUUUUUGGUAUAAAUUCUCUGUUCAUCGUCUCUAUUGUUAACAGUACUGUAUAAUGAAAAGGUAAAGUUCAGUUGGUUCUACUUUGGUCUUCAGGAGACUUAUAUUACAGAACUAUGGAAUGAGUUUUUGUGUUGUGUGUUCCUGUGUUUGCCUUUCUUUACACAGGCAAAAAUGUUUCCUUGUGUGCUGCAGAGACCUUGAAUUUCUAAGUGUUUCCAAAAAACAAUCAUGAAAAAGUCAAUAGACGCCUGUAUAUUAUAACAAUCAUCAUGGUAACAUCAGUUUAUACAGUAAACAGAACGCCUGUUGGUUAUUUACAGUAAAAAAUAAAUUAAUUUAUGACAUAAAAUGGUAGAAUUGGAGGUUUUUGCAGGGCACGGAUGGUUUAUAUUGUGUGUUCCUAUCAAUGUUUAUAUAGAUGGAGUAUUUGUGAAAUGUUAGAGAAAAAUAUUGGACUGUAACAUAGAUUUUUAUUUUCUAUUUUAACUGAAUCUAAAAGGCACAGGUGGUUUGGGAGAGAGAAAAAAAAGUUGUUUUUUGUGUAUUUUGUCUUCGUUAAGCCAUAAAGCAAAUUACUAUAUUAUUAUUUUUUUUGCUGGAAAUAGUAGCGCUCUGCUGUUGCUUUUGGUUUGCUCUUUCAUUCAGCCGCCACUAGAUGGCUCCCUGUAAUCAAGAAUUGGAUUUUUCAUCUCAGCCAUUUUCUGUGCAGCAGCAGGCCUCUUCAUGCAGACGCUGUUCGAUUUGAGUUGGAUUUGAAUUGGGAUUGACGGACGUAUAUAUUUAUGAGGAACCCGACUGCUCUGCUGCAUUUGGACUUUUCAAAAGCCUAACUUUCUUAUGAAAAAAAAAAUGCUUUCUAAAGAAUUGCUAUAAUUGAUGAUUAUACAAAAGGUCUGUACACACUCCGGUAAUAAAAUACCUUUAAAAACAUCCUCUUGAAGUGAUGUUUUGCGUUUUCGCCGCUGUCCUUGAGGAUUCUGCCAGGAACUGUGGGGCAUUAAAAAAAAAAAAAGUGUGUAAAGUUUAAUUGUAAGAGAAAACUGCAUUGUCCCCCAUGAAAACAA